Gongylonema pulchrum is the source of this 264-nucleotide messenger RNA. Lineage: Eukaryota; Metazoa; Nematoda; Chromadorea; Rhabditida; Gongylonematidae. The record is from the annotation of a GenBank genome assembly.
AUGAGGAAGACCAUUCUUACCGCGUUGAAAUCAUCAUGCGACGAGGAUAUUUGGCGAACCUAUCAUGAAUUUUCCAAAAUUCGAGAUGACAGUAAUUUGUCAGUUGAAGAAGCUGUUCGUGAAAACAGUUCUGGCUCACGUUCACCCUCUCCAACAAGGCAACGUCGAUCUUUAAGCGCCGGGCAUAACGAGGACAUUCGGCUGUCUCCAGAGUGCAAGCGCUGCCGAUCGCUUCCGCCCGGUUUUUCAUCGAGGAGCCUGUAG